UAGGGAUUCUAUAUGCAUUCAUUGCUUUCAUUUAUAAUUGAGUAAUCCAGAAAAGCGGAUUUUACCCCAUAUAUCAUUCUUCACUGUGUGAACGAGGUCGUGAAUUUUACAGGAAGAUAUCAAGAAAAAAUUAAAAAUGGCGCAGACUACGGAUAUGCAGCAGGAAUGGAUUAAAAUGUUUAAUGAGCUUGAUGAAAACAAAGAUGGAGAGCUUUGUAAAGACGAAAUAAAAUAUUUGAUGAGAGUCUGUGGAGCUAACCCUACGGACGAAGACGUUGACGAAUAUAUAAGAGACGUGGAUAAAAAUGAUGAUAUGAAAAUUAGUUGUGAGGAGUUUUGUUUAUUCAUGGAAAAGCAGUAUGCACAAGGAGCUCCACAAGAUAAAUUACGGGAAGCAUUUGACUGCUUUGACAAAAAUAAAGAUAAUUACAUAGAUCGUGAAGAACUCAAAGAAAUACUGAGGAAAUGCAACUGCGUAGAAGAUCCCGACGACGAAGAUGUGAUAACUAAAGUAAUAGACUACGCCGACCUAAAUGGGGAUGGUAAAAUUGACUUUGAUGAAUUUGUGAAGCAGUUGCAAUGUGUGAAUUAAGCAACGGGAAGUGAUGAUAAAAUAAUAUGUGCAUAUGCGUUCAGGACUAGACAAAAUCAGUGGAAACACAAACACCCCAUACCGAUUCAUUUAAACAGAAGGAUGAAUUUAUAUGCAAUAUCCAAACAUAUCAUAAGGUUAUUUUGUGAAAAUAGAAUAUUUCUCGACAUUUCCUUCGUUUUGUAGAUUUUCCUACAAUUUAUUAUUGUUUUCUUAUAUUUUACUGAUAUUAUGUUUGACAACUUACUUAUAUAGAUACGGUAAAAAAACUGCAAUUCUAGUAUUUUCUUUUUAUACUACCUACCUUUAAUGAUGCAAUAUGUCAAUAUACUUUAAAUGGGAUAGAAUGGUAAAAAAACAAUUACCUAAUCCAAAAGUGCAUUUACUAACUGAAAACACAGACAUAUUUUUACAUGUAGAAAUUAUUUCAUGAAAUUUCCUGCGGCUACGUGACAGCCCAAGGCAUCUAUUCAGAAUAGAUAUUUUGCAAAACCUUCAGGCAUACAAAAAUAUAAAAUGUAUUUCACGAAAAUGACAUAUACGAAGUGGCAAUACCAGAAACACUUCGCCAGAAAAAGGGGACUGCAAAGGAAUAAAACGAUAAAAAACGCAUAUCUAAAGUGAUAAAAGAGGUUCCCUCAGUCAACAUCUAAAAUAUUUCAGGAUAUGUUUACUUCUGAAAAACGUUAUUCCUUUAUCUUCAAAGAUUUUCCUACAAUUUCUUGUUUCCGUAUUUUUACAUUUAUGUUUUGAUUCACAAGGCACUUAUAUAUACGCAUAAUUAACCAAAAAAAGU
Messenger RNA from Mercenaria mercenaria, 1388 nucleotides. RefSeq names its product troponin C, skeletal muscle-like. Gene Ontology annotation, molecular function: calcium ion binding. The record is from RefSeq and is a predicted model, not a curated record. Bases 137 to 592 code for a protein of 151 amino acids. The transcript has 6 exons. NCBI's taxonomy places the organism in Eukaryota, Metazoa, Mollusca, Bivalvia, Venerida, Veneridae.